AUGAAUAUUAACCUUACUACUCCUGGUCAAACCAGUCAAUUAACUAAUCUUACAACAACCGAAGAAAACUCUACAAUCUUUAUAGAGGAUGGCCUGCUUAUGAUUUCUGAUAUGAAGGAACUUAAAAAGAGAUUCAAGCGCGAAAAGCUUAAACAGACACAAACUCAAGCUACCCAAGUUAUGGAGCCAGCACCGAUGCUAUUAAAUAUGAAUGAUUCUCCAAAAAUUAAGAAACGAAUUAUCAAAAGAAAGAGAAAGCUUCAUAGAACCCCCGGAAACCAUGAAAAAACAGGUAAGCUACCAACUCCUCCAGCUAAAAUUCGUGAAUGCUCAGAUUUUAUUCCAAAACUUGAUUCGCCAAGAAGAAAUAGUAACAAUAGCCCUAAAAAACAUUCUAAGAAACAUCAUAAAAACAAACAUGCAGCUUCAUUAUCCAGAUUAAGCCCUAUACCCAAAAUAAAUAAUGAUAAAUUUGAUUUCCCUCCACCACCGAAGCCUAAUUCCAUGUUCAGAUCUAGUAGCAAUAACAAUAUACUGAAUGACGAGCAUGACAAAGUACAUGGACAUCAUAAUAGGACAGAAUCGGCUGAAUUUAGAGAAAGAAAGGGAAUGAUCAGCAAACAUGACUCAAUGAUAUUCUUUAAGAAACCAACUAUACCAUUAAGCGCCUCUGCACAAGCUUCUCUUAAUUUAAUAACAACAGGAUUACAUAGAUCUCCAAUGCCAAUGAUUCCAACUAUACCAAAAGUUCCAAAGCCAUUAGUUACUUGCGUAGAUGAUGUUACUCUCGAUGCAACGCCGAGAAACUCAUUUUCUCCAAAAACUCUUGGAAAACGCUCGACAAGACGAAAAGCAAAGUCAGAAGCAUUACUAGUAUCUCCUGUCCCGCAGUGGCCACAAUUUCAAGUUGAUCUUCUUCAAUUGCCAGAUGAUUCGGAAAUUGAGCUCGCUGCAUCCAAGAAAUACAACAUAUCCUUACUAGUUAAGAGCGUUAAGGAGCAGUGA
Messenger RNA from Trichomonas vaginalis G3, 1005 nucleotides. RefSeq lists its product as uncharacterized. The record is from RefSeq and is a predicted model, not a curated record. The coding region runs from base 1 to 1005 and encodes 334 amino acids. Lineage: Eukaryota; Parabasalia; Trichomonadida; Trichomonadidae. The transcript has a single exon.